CUUGACACUUCUCGUGGAGCAGAACCGUCACAGUGAGGGUCUGGAGCGCGAAAGUAUGUGGACACCGGCGAUGGUAGCCCAGGCAGUAGGAGGUGGACCCGGGACUGUCCUUCCUGCGCUGCAUCUCCAUCUGCAUCUCCAUCUCGAUCGUUGUGUAUUGUAGACUCCAAAUAUAUUCUUCACUGAAAAGCUUGUAUUUUUGGGCUACCUAAUCAUAUGCAUCGACAACGGAAUUUCCUCCUUGAUUCGCUGUCAGAGUAAACGAUUCCCGAGGAGACGUCCUGGGCUGUGCGGCCAUGGAAAAGCGUUCCUUUCUUAAACCUCACUCCCCCCUCGUUAUUCCUCGGAGUCCAACAAGAGUGCUCAGGUUCAAACUCUAUCUCACACCGACACUUCGAUCCGCGCCCCUCCUCCCCUCGCCACUCCUAGAGCCGAGAGAAAAUUAAAGUUUCCUUCACUGUCUAUCUAUCGUCUGCUGCCAACCUCAAAUCUUCUUCCUCCUUUCAUUCCUUCCUCUCCUUCUCUCCCUCCCUCUCUCUCAUUCUCUCCCUCUUCCCCUCUCUCUCUCUCUGUCAUACCUCUCAAUCUCAGGCCCAGUGAUUUCUACGGGUCAUUCCUAUCUACAUUCGUCGAUCCUUUCGGUAGAGAUUUGCCAGCCGGUCUCGGUUCCGAGGUUAGCAGUCCGUCUUUCAUCAUGUUGAACAUUACAGCGUGCUACGAGGUGAUCACUCGCCUGUCAGUGCUGUUCUCGCUCCUGAAAAUGGUGAUCAACACGCACCUGAUCAAUUUCCAGCGGGAGGCCGAGAUGUCUCACCACUGACUGACGAUGAGGCUCCGGGCGCCACCGCCGCCGCCUCGAGGACGAUGGCGGUGGCGCUCGAGUCUCGUCCGCUUCGGGUAGCCCCAUCACUAGACGAAACGACCGCGACCUGGCGGCGCGACUUGGAGAACGAGGAAGGACGGGCACCGGCCAGAGCAUCCUGUCGACAAACUUGUACAUCUCGUCGAGCUCCGGCCUGCCUCGCCCUUCCUGCUGAUCAUCAUCACCAUCGUCUCCCUGAUCGCCCCCAUCUCGCUUUCUACACUUCAGCGCUUAAAGCUUGGGAUGCUCGAAGGCAGCUGUAUCUACAUACAUACCAACCUAUCUGUCAGUCGGUGCAUCACUGACACCUCCCUCGGAAGGGCGCCAGGAUGUCACAGUAAGUAGCAAAAUCGAUUCCGAGCAUUUCAUGUGAAAUUGUCCGCCCCUCAUGUACGAAUUACUCUGAGGUCCAAUCGAACGAGCGAUGCAGCAGCCGAGAUUUCUCACCGAAUCGUCUGCCGCUUCUUCGUCUCGAACGACGGCCCAGAGUGUCGUCAUCGAGGGCGCCCUCCUCUGGAAUUCCUUCGGUCAUCCCUCGAUCACGAAGGCCAGCUAAACCGAGAGGUUUGCUGCCGACCGCGCAGUCGUGGAGGUAACCGUGGUUCGAAUGUCUGUAUGGACGUGGUUGCGCUAGCGCGAGGCGACCGAGCCCGACCGAAGAGAGUGAACGGGAGGACGAGGACGAGGACAAGGACGAUGAGUGCCACCGUGGGACGACUCCGAAUGGAACUCGGCCGAGAUCGGUCGGUCCCAUGAGGAUCACGGGAGGAGGAAUCGUGGUGAUGGUACGCAGUUCGUUUGUACGUGGUAGGGUGAAGUAUUUAUUUAUACAUACUGUAUAAUUCCUGCGGCUCUGUUUAUAAACCCCGAGAACGAGUGGAGGAGUGAGGAUGGACGACGGCGAUGGUGAUGGAGGUCCGCCGGGAGAGAAGUCGGUACACGAGCUCCGAGGGCUCCGGUAAUAAUACAGUCGAGGACAGAGCCACGUCCCGGCGCAUUGGCUGCGCAGAACCUGGAGGGCUGAACGAGAUUUUCCUCAGUAAUCAGCUGCGAUCGUUCACUUUUUUCAAUCGAGAAGAAUCAGCUGUGUGUACACCAGGUUCAUCAGAGCAGCCCUGCGGCGUUGCGCCGGGCCGAGAGAAGAGCAUGAUUGUAGAACCGGAGUUCAGAGAGAUGUGUCGGCGUUGCUCAGGCCACGAGAUUUGGACUCGGUACCCGAAGUAUGAGCUAAGCUGGCCACGAACAGAAUGACGAGGAGAUUUGGAGCCAUGGAGAGAGCUGAGGCCGAGCUUAGCGACCAUCCAUCGCGAAGUGAUGGAUUCAUCAGCUGGAAGAAUUGAAACACCGAAGGAAGAGCUGAUUUCGGGUACUGGGCGGAGGAGGGCGGAGGCUUGAGCCGAGUCCGGAUGGACACCUUCAUCUUCUGCUGCAUCGUCUGCUGGCGGUCGAGGAGGAGUUGGGGAGUGGAGUACGUGAAGUGUGGUGUGUGACUGCAAGUACUUUCGAGAGUACAUAAGGGGAAAAAAGUUUUGUAGUGAGGUUCAUGUAAGCCUCAUGCUGGGAGGCUGAGUACCGGAGCGUUUGGAGCCUCGAGAGAGUCUACGUUUAGAGAGCUGGAUCACUCGAGACGCGACGACGAAGACGACGAAGGUAUAAGGCCGACCCACCUGAGCGAAAUUUUGGACGUCAGUUGCUGGAGCCAUAAUGAAUGGUUCUCUCUGUCAAAUUUUGGAUAGCGCCGCUUAUGGUCAUUCGAUGACUUCUGGAGAGCGACAAUGAGGCUUUUCGGAGAAAAUUUUGACUGGCUGAGCGAAGUAGAGAGCAACGAGCAAUCUCAGCCAAAGAGUGUACGUACAUCGGCGGUCAUCGAUGCGUUCUGGAGAGCAGAAGGGAUGGGAAUCUUGAAUCAGUUGUGAGAGUUUGGAGGUCGGAUUUAGGUUCUAGAAGAAGCGAAGAAGCGAGUAUCGUACUUGACAUUAAGGAGAUCUCGUGCGAGAUCAUUGGAGAAAAAUUAGACCCAUUAUUCAGGCCGCACGCCAGCGGCAAAUUCAGGGGAAGCGUACGAACGUCAGGAGUGGGAUGAUAUGCCCGAUUUCUAGAACCUUGGAAGGUGAAAGCUUUUAAUUUCCGAACAAGAGCACACGAAAGAGGACAAUGUUCAAAUUAGGUGGACCAAUUUAGGUGGACCAAGUGUGAGAAAGUAGCCGUGCAGGCUUCCGCUCUCAAUCAUCUUCAGGACUGUGAGUAAGAUACAACGAUGGAGAAAGUACAGAGAUUUACGUUUCAUCUUUGCACUUUUAUGUUGCAGGGGUUUUGAACCUCAGAUACGAGAACUAGAUUAGAACGGCAUUCUUAUGUAACCACCACAGCAGAGCCACGCAAUAUAUUGCAUUUGCUAUUGUGACUACACCGUUGUCGGAGUGAAUUCUUUUGUCUUUCCUUGUGUCUGGUGGCCCACGCUUCGCAAGUGAAUUAAGAACGAAGGUACACAUAUGCAUCAGUUUUGAAACAGAUUAUACCUUACGGUUAAGUAUGAAAGAUGGAAGUACCUCCUUCAAUUAUCCUUUCAUCUCAAAGAUAUCAUUUGCUGGGCAGGGC
Marchantia polymorpha subsp. ruderalis is the source of this 3460-nucleotide messenger RNA. NCBI's taxonomy places the organism in Eukaryota, Viridiplantae, Streptophyta, Marchantiopsida, Marchantiales, Marchantiaceae. The record is from the annotation of a GenBank genome assembly.